This is a messenger RNA of Tribolium madens (black flour beetle), 3107 nucleotides long. Its product is annotated as cytoplasmic aconitate hydratase-like. Gene Ontology annotation, cellular component: mitochondrion; cytosol. The record is from RefSeq and is a predicted model, not a curated record. Lineage: Eukaryota; Metazoa; Arthropoda; Insecta; Coleoptera; Tenebrionidae. The coding region runs from base 182 to 2863 and encodes 893 amino acids. Gene Ontology annotation, biological process: citrate metabolic process; tricarboxylic acid cycle. Gene Ontology annotation, molecular function: aconitate hydratase activity; 4 iron, 4 sulfur cluster binding. The transcript has 13 exons.
AAAAAAUGUAGAGCGCUGGAACUGCGCAAAAGUCUCUAAAACAUAACCUGUACACUUCUAAAGCAAUUUUAGUCUGUUGAGUUUUGAAUUGACCUCUGAAAGUACUGAUAAAUACUGGUUUUCGAUUGACAAACAUUUUUGUUAUUCUGGCAACUGCUACGUGACGAGCAAGUUGUAAGUCAUGGCUGCCAACCCCUUUGACAAAUAUUUGAAAAUUUUAACAGUAGGGUCAAAGGAGUACAAGUAUUACGAUUUAUCGGCAUUGGGGGCUCAAUAUGACCGGUUGCCAUAUUCUAUUAGAGUUCUAUUGGAGUCUGCAGUCCGAAACUGUGACAAUUUCCAAGUUAAAGAAAAAGAUGUUCAAAGUAUCUUAAAUUGGAAACAAAACCAGUCAGUGGAGGGCGGAAUUGAAAUACCAUUCAAACCUGCAAGGGUCAUUUUGCAGGAUUUUACGGGGGUUCCUGCAGUUGUCGACUUUGCCGCAAUGAGGGAUGCAGUGAAAGAUUUAGGCGGAAAUCCGGAAAAAAUUAAUCCAAGUUGUCCCGCAGACCUUGUCAUUGAUCACUCUGUCCAGGUUGAUUUUGCUAGAUCACCAAACGCGUUAAAGAAGAAUGAAGAUUUGGAAUUUGAGAGAAACCAGGAAAGAUUCACAUUUUUGAAAUGGGGGACUAAAGCGUUCAAUAACAUGUUGAUUGUACCUCCAGGGAGCGGAAUUGUGCAUCAAGUGAACUUGGAGUAUUUGGCACGGGUUGUUUUUACCGGCAAAGACAGGCCUAUUUUGUACCCAGACACAGUGGUGGGAACUGACUCACACACAACUAUGAUUAACGGAUUGGGUGUCCUUGGAUGGGGCGUUGGUGGUAUUGAAGCAGAAGCUGUUAUGUUAGGUCAAUCCAUCAGCAUGUUACUACCACAAGUCGUCGGUUACAGAUUACACGGUACUUUAGGACAAUAUGUGACCUCAACUGAUUUAGUUCUUACGAUAACGAAAAAUUUGAGACAAUUGGGAGUUGUUGGAAAGUUCGUCGAGUUUUACGGGCCUGGUGUGGCAGCAUUGUCGAUCGCAGAUCGUGCCACAAUCGCAAAUAUGUGUCCUGAAUAUGGGGCAACUGUUGGAUUUUUCCCUGUUGAUGAGCAUUCUCUGGCGUACUUGAGACAAACUAGUCGUCCCGAUGAACAAAUUAAAUUGAUUGAAGCGUAUUUGAAAGCUACUAAACAAUUAAGAAAUUAUGCGAAUGAAAUGGAAGAGCCGAUUUUCACCCAGAGUGUCAGUCUGGAUUUGUCCACUGUUGUCUCAUCUGUUAGUGGACCGAAACGACCCAAUGACAGAGUUUCUGUUUCGGAUAUGAAAAAUGAUUUCAGAUUGUGUUUAAGCAAUAAGAUCGGUUUCAAAGGCUUUGGCAUCCCGGAAACCAAACUCAACACCGAAACCAAAUUCAUGUUCAAUGGAUCGCAAUACACGCUUCGCCACGGCAGUGUGAUAAUCGCAGCAAUAACCUCGUGCACAAACACAAGCAAUCCCAGUGUGAUGCUGGGGGCUGGUCUUUUGGCCAAAAACGCGGUGGCGGCAGGCCUCACCGUCGCUCCUUACAUCAAAACGAGUCUUUCUCCCGGCUCCGGCGUCGUCACUUACUACCUUCAAGAAUCCAAAGUCAUCGAUGCUUUAACCCAACUCGGGUUCGACAUCGUGGGCUAUGGAUGUAUGACAUGUAUUGGCAACAGUGGCGGUAUCGACGAAAACAUUGUCAAUGCAAUCGAGCAAAACGACUUGGUUUGUUGUGGCGUUCUUUCCGGGAAUAGAAACUUCGAAGGUCGGAUUCACCCAAACACGCGAGCGAAUUAUUUAGCGAGUCCUUUACUAGUCAUAGCCUAUGCGAUUGCCGGCACUGUUGAUAUAGAUUUUGAAAAAGAACCCUUGGGGAAACGUGCGGACGGUUCACCGGUAUUUUUGCGUGAAAUUUGGCCGACAAGGAAGGAAAUUCAUGCAGUGGAACAGCAAUAUGUCAUCCCUGCGAUGUUCCAACAAGUCUAUUCGCGUAUUCAGUUGGGCUCGUCAAGUUGGCAAUCAUUAAAUGCCCCUUCUGGGAUUUUAUACCCCUGGUCCGACAGCUCCACUUACAUUAAAAAACCGCCGUUUUUCGACGGAAUGUCCAAGCAAUUGCCCCCAAUGCAACCCAUUUCGGGGGCCCGAGUCUUGCUCUAUUUGGGCGAUUCGGUCACCACCGACCACAUAAGUCCCGCCGGUUCCAUUGGACGAAACAGUCCAGCUGCACGAUAUUUGGCCCAAAAUGGCUUAACACCGCGCGAAUUUAAUUCCUAUGGGUCACGAAGAGGCAAUGAUGCCAUCAUGGCAAGAGGCACUUUCGCCAAUAUCCGACUCGUUAACAAGUUUAUGAGUAAUGCAGGACCGAAAACCGUGUAUUUGCCCACAAAUGAAGAGAUGGAUGUUUUUGAUUGUGCCGAGAGGUACAAGGCGGCCAAGACACCCCUGAUUAUAUUAGCUGGAAAGGAUUAUGGGUCGGGGUCCAGCAGGGAUUGGGCCGCCAAGGGGCCCUACUUAUUGGGAGUUCGUGCUGUAAUUGCUGAAUCAUUCGAACGUAUUCAUCGCUCAAAUUUGGUAGGCAUGGGAAUUAUUCCUUUCCAAUUCUUGCCCAACGAGACGGCUGAAACUCUCGGCUUGACAGGAAAAGAAGUUUACAAUAUUGAACUUCCAGCCGAUUUAAAACCGGGGCAAAACAUCAAAAUUUCAACAGAUACGGGCAAAACAUUCAAUGUUGUUUUGCGAUUCGACACUGAAGUUGAUUUAUUGUUCUAUAGACACGGAGGUAUCUUGAAUUACAUGAUCAGAAAAAUCGUAGCGUAAUAAUGUGGUAAUUGAGCAUCAACUAGGGUUAUGGUAAAUAAUGUUUUUCAAUAAAUUGGAACUAUUUUAUUUUAUUACUUAUUAAUCUAGUACAAAAAUAUUGUUGAAACGGUAAACUCAGUUUUAUUGUUGAGGGUUUAUUUUUUGUGUGGGCUUCUUUACUUAGUUGUUAUAUAUUUUUAACAAUGUUAUACUUUUAUAUAAAUGGAUAAUAAUUAAUAAUAAACCAUCACUUUUACAACAA